AAACUCGUCGAUGGCAACAUCCACCAGUCUUUUCUGCCCCCAUCCUCAAACCUCUCGGAGGUGCUGACUGUGUACUACUGUAACCGAUAAAUUAGACGCUGCAAGAUGGCGAUUGUGCGACUCGUAGCUUGUUUUGUUCUUUACACCAGCCUGGGCAACAUUCCAUCAUCACUCGGGGUAAUCCUCCGAACCACAGACAAGAUUGUGUGGGCAAAUGAGUUUGAGCCCAUCGAACUGACCUGUUUAAUAGAGUCCAUCUCCACAAACAACCCGAGGAUUGAGUGGAAAAAGAUUAAGAACGGUGUCCCCAGUUAUGUGUACUUUCAAAACAAGAUAGCAGGGGACUUGGAGCACAGAGCUCAGCUCAGAGAGCCGGCCAACAUCCUGAUCUUGAACACCACUCGGUCAGACACUGCAGAGUACCGCUGCGAGGUGGCCGCCAUUGAUGAUCAAAGGGACUUUGAUGAGAUUCUUAUUAGUCUUGCAGUCAGAGUAAAACCUGUUGUACCACGGUGCAGUGUGCCAGAGGCGGUCACAGUUGGAACGUCAACCGAGCUGCGAUGUCUGGAGAAUGAGGGUUUCCCUGCUCCUCUGUAUCGCUGGUUCCACAACAACGAGGAGCUUCCUCAGGACCCCAAAAACAGCCCGAAGUUGGUCAACUCUUCUUACAGCAUCAACCCCGACACUGGGGGCCUGAAAUUUCGAAGAGUGAAGAAGGAGGACGCAGGGGAGUACUACUGCCAGGCAAAGAAUGAUGCAGGACACGCACAGUGUCCCCCACAAAUCAUGGAAGUCUAUGAUGUCGACAUCCUUGGGAUUUUCCUCAAGUCCUUUGGUGCAGUGCUGGUGUUCUUCUGUUUGGCUGCUUCCAUUUGUCAUUCCUUUAAACGUGGAUGCUUCUACAAAAAAGGCCACAAUGAAAAUAACUACAAUUGGCCAGCUCAGACUGAAGGUGUUGACUAUGGCGAUGCAGAUGAGGGCCAUUUUCGCCACAAGUCUUCAUUCGUCAUUUGACAGCUGAGACAGCAAUAAAAUGAAAUCAAGACAAAAACAAAAACUGUUGAGGUAAACUUGCUACAAUGAUGCUCCUGAUGGUAAAGUUUGAGGUGUAACAUGGCACAUUAUUCUCUGAGGCACAUUAGAAUCCAAUCAACCAACUUGCCAAAGUCAUUGUAAUAUCAUUUUGUGCCACUGUUUCAUGUUUUUUUUAUAAUGUGUCAUUUAUUUCCUUCUCUGUUAGUAUUAAUUUACGAUGAAAAUAUUGUUCUUAAUUUCACCAUGUUUUUAUUAGACAAUACAGUGCAGUGCUUUUUUUUAUUAUACAAUAAAAACAUUCAAAGCUGUGGAAUUUGAUAUUUGGACCAUAGUGUAAUCGCAAAAGAUGCUGGAAGCUACAUUCCUUCACGUUUCUUUGGACAAAUCCUCUUUUAUAACUCUUAAACUUUUUACAGUACACUGAAAUUGUUUUACAAAGCUCCUUUACAUUAUCUUUGUUCAUAAGAUAAACAUGAUCUGAUUUUAUUUUACCUGGGGAAGAGUUGAAACUUUUUUGUAUAUACUGUAGUUAUACAGGCAAUAAGCAGCAGACUGUAGAAGGCUGAUGAGCUCACAAUUAUAAGGCACAAUUUAUCAGCCUUUCAUAUACAGUAUUUACAGAUAAUAACAAGUAUCUACGAGUGCAAAGUAACCCAUGGAUUUGAAUACCUUAUAUCCCACUAUGCUGCAAAGUCAAUAUGUACUAUAAAGGUGGUGAUGUAUGAUAUUUAGAGUGCCGUUUCUGUGUAUAAGUGACCUUCUGUGCUUUACUAAUUAUUUUGUGAGUAUUGGACAUAUUGUCCAGUUUGGACUCAGUACUUAAUGUACAUAAAUACAUACAUUUUUUGAUCUUUUAAUUUUCCUACAUUGCACACCAUAUCUUAUUGUAAAUAUGCAAUAAAACUGUUAGUUGGAAAUAAAUUUAUAGUAUUUACUGUUCAGUGUGUUUCUGCAGUGUUGAGCCUGUCAUUUCAAACAUUAGUGUCAAUGAUUUGUGUAACAACUCAGGAACUGUUGUAAAAUGUCCACUGUUCAUUUGAUAUUAAUACUAUAUGUUCAUGUUUUUGUUACUAUUAAAUACAUUUGAACUGUUAA
Molecule: messenger RNA, 2130 nt
Organism: Micropterus dolomieu (smallmouth bass)
Lineage: Eukaryota; Metazoa; Chordata; Actinopteri; Centrarchiformes; Centrarchidae
Gene: jam3a
Product: junctional adhesion molecule 3a
Exons: 9
Coding region: 106-1014 (302 amino acids)
Biological process (GO): angiogenesis; cell adhesion
Molecular function (GO): protein homodimerization activity; protein heterodimerization activity
Source: RefSeq, a predicted model, not a curated record